Populus euphratica (Euphrates poplar) is the source of this 1055-nucleotide messenger RNA. RefSeq names its product root hair specific 18 (gene RHS18). Bases 81 to 1055 code for a protein of 324 amino acids. The transcript has 3 exons. Gene Ontology annotation, molecular function: heme binding; peroxidase activity. The record is from RefSeq and is a predicted model, not a curated record. Gene Ontology annotation, biological process: response to oxidative stress; hydrogen peroxide catabolic process. Lineage: Eukaryota; Viridiplantae; Streptophyta; Magnoliopsida; Malpighiales; Salicaceae.
UUUUCUUCCUUGUUUAGCAUCCUAAAGAGAAUAAAGGUUGAGGCAGCAUUUCUGAUUCAUUUUUUAGCAUCCUAAAGAGAAUGAAGGUUGAGGCAGCAUUUCUGACAUUAGCCCUUGGGUUCAUUUCAGUGAACUUUGCUGGCUUCUGCUUUGGUGCACUGCAAGUGGGAUUUUACAGAGGAAAAUGUGGAUUUGCAGAUGUUGAGGCUAUAGUGGCUGGAGUUAUUACUGCUCAGUUCUUCAGGGAUCCUUCAACUGUGGCUGCCCUCUUACGCUUGCAGUUCCAUGACUGCUUUGUCAAUGGGUGUGAUGGAUCAAUACUAGUAGAUGGAAGCAACAGUGAGAAAACAGCAAUACCGAAUUUGAGUGUGAGGGGAUAUGACAUUAUAGACCAAGCAAAGGCUGCUGUGGAAAAUGCUUGCCCUAGUGUGGUCUCCUGUGCUGAUCUCAUUGCAAUAGCUACAAGAGAUGUUGUUUUCUUGAGUGGUGGAGGGAGAUACGAUGUUCAAACAGGAAGAAGGGAUGGUUUAAUCUCUGAAGCUAAAAAUGUGAGCCUGCCAGGUCCUGCAAUAUCAGUGCCCGAGGCCAUUGCAGCAUUUUCUGAUAAAGGUCUCACUGCUACAGAAAUGGUGCUCCUACUAGGUGCUCAUUCUGUUGGGAUUGCACAUUGCUCAUUCAUCAAAGACCGUCUUUUCAACUUUGAAAACACUGGCAGACCUGAUCCAUCCAUGGAUCCUUUCCUAGAAAACAUUCUGAGAUCAAGGUGCCCUCCAUUUGCCAAAGUAGACAACUCGGUGAACCUCGAUCAAAACUCAUUUAGCCCCUUUACAAUAAGCAAUACUUACUAUCAGACUGUGAUGCUGCAUAAAGGCAUUCUCCAAAUCGACCAAGAUUUAGGAACUGACCCCUUGACAAUGCCUGUAGUGAAAAACCUGGCUAAUGCGUUUGAUUUCCCUGCGAGGUUUGGUGCUGCCAUGGUUAAGCUGGGAGCUAUAGGGGUUCUGACUGGCACACAAGGAGAAGUUAGGAGAUCUUGCAGGGCCACUAAUAGGUAG